This is a messenger RNA of Physella acuta, 2210 nucleotides long. RefSeq lists its product as uncharacterized. The record is from RefSeq and is a predicted model, not a curated record. Lineage: Eukaryota; Metazoa; Mollusca; Gastropoda; Physidae. Gene Ontology annotation, molecular function: protein binding.
ACUUUGUUGUUAUAAAGAAGUUUAAUAAAGUCUUAAAGAAACUUGAUUCAAGAUGCCAAGAACAGGACCUAAAGAUGAAACAUCAAAUAUCAAAUAUAGAAGCGCUGCUGCAGUCUGCUGAUAAAAAAAUUGAUGAAAAUAAAGAAAACUUAGAUUCACAACUACAUGACUUCAUUAAGAAGAAUAAUUUAUCAAGACUAAUUAGUUUACAAUGUUUGAAAAAGUUGAACCAAGUAAUACCAGUAAUAGAUGAAAAGAAAAAGGAAACUUCCAGAAAGUUACAUUUAUUGAUGAAUGAAAUGAAUUCAGUACAGAGACAAGUAACAGAUUUGGAAAAUCAUUGUCUAUUUCCUGUGGGAUUUACUGCAUACAUAAAAGAUGCGAUAACUCCAAAGAUGCACACACUGUUAAAUGGUUUUGACAACAUUAAGUACAAUUUAAGUGGAUCCUUUGACCCAUCAACUGGAAUAUUCACCGCCCCGACAGAUGGCAUGUAUGUAGUUUCACUCACGAUUGGACAGGCAGGUGAAGGAGCGAUUGGUGCCAGAAUAGAUCAGGUGCUCAAAUACCCAGGUGUGUUGUCUGGUGAUGAGAAACCUAUUAUGAUUGGUGAAGUUUGGACCACAGUGGACAACACAAGCAGCUGUAUGGUGUGUGUUGUACAUAUGAGAACUGGUGACACUGUGUGUAUCACAACUGUUCAUGUAUCUGGUGCCGCAAAAUGUAAUGCAUUGUCUUGCUUUUCUUGUUUCUUGGUUUGAUAAUUUAAAAUGUUUUACUAAAAAUAAUUUACAGUUGUGAAAAUAAUAUUAACAAAGACCGAAAAUAUAUGCUAAAAUUUCAAAUAUAUUUAAUUUUUUAUUUAUUAGUCAUUAUUUUAAGAUAAUAAUGAACCUUUAAGAAUCGAACUGUUUUUAAAAAUUAUAUUCUUAGCUUGGUCAUUUUUUUGCUUUUAAUAAAAAACAGCUUCAUUUGAACAUUGACUUUUUAUAAACAUUUAUUUAAACAGACAUGUGUCAGUUACUUUUCACAUAGGCUUUUCACAGAAAAAUAAAUAAUCUGGUUCUUAACAUUCCAAAGACAAUCAUCAUCAUCAUAAUUUUUCCCUGCAGUGCCCAGGACACUUGGUGCCACCCCCAGAAACCUCUUUCAACUUUUGUUUCUCUAGCAACUUUCUUCCAGUCAAUGUCAGUUGUUUUUCUACCGUGUACCUCCAUGUCUCCCUUCUUCUUCCUGUUCUUGUUUUCUUUUGCGGUGUCCAGAGACACUGCUCAUGUGUAAUUAUCUCAGUAGUUCCCUAAUUAAUUUCUGUUUGAAUUUUUAAAAUUAUCAUGUCUGUUGGUGAUUGUCUUCUAAUUUGAUUUGAAAUCUUUGAAAAGUAUCCCUAUCCAGAAAAAGAUGUAAUUUGUAUAGUAUUUUGAAAUAAGGAAUGUGCAAGCUUUUUAAUAUAUAUUUGAACAGAGUUAAAAUGAUUUUUUUCAGCCUCCAGUAUUCUGGCUAUAAAUGUGCUAAAAAUUUUUUUAUGGUAAUUAUAUAUGCAUAGAAUACUUAUUAUAAAUAAUAUUUGCAUUAUAUUUGCAAACAACACUUAGUUAUAAUAAAUAUCUUAUUUGAAUGAAACACUUUGUUAUAAUAAUAUGUGCAUAAUUUUGCAUAGAAUGCUUCGUUAUAAUAAUACCAUUAAAUUUGCAUUAACACUUACUUAAAAUAAUAUUUGCAUUAUAUGCAUAGAACAUUUAUUAUACCAAUGUCAGACAUGCAGAGCGUCAAUAUUUGUGUAUUAGACAUUCUAUUAAAACACUGAAUAGACCUAGAUCUGAUAUUUUUAGAUAUUUUUAUUUUAAUUCUACACGGUGGUUGCCAGAUUGCACUUGACUAAAAUUAUAACUGCAGUCAAAGGUCACCCCACUUUUGUAGGUUCUGCCAGGCUCAACUCAUGAAAAACAUUUUUUGUAGUGUUGUCGUUAUCCUGUUCCUGAGCACUUAGUGGCGAUUGUCUAACUUUAGAUAAUAUUGUACGCUGGGCUCUGACCACAGUUGCUUUGGCGCUUUGGCCAUAGGGGGUUUGACCAUAGCAUGGAGUAGGGGUGGGGAGGGUUAACCACAUGUUGUUCUUAAAAUAGUAAUAAUAAACUGUUAUUUUAUUUUUAAUUUAUGAUACAGUGAAUACAAUUUUAUACAAGUUUCCUUUGUUGCUAUUAAUAAAAAUU